This is a messenger RNA of Polistes dominula (European paper wasp), 655 nucleotides long. RefSeq names its product rap1 GTPase-activating protein 1. Gene Ontology annotation, biological process: regulation of small GTPase mediated signal transduction. Gene Ontology annotation, molecular function: protein binding; GTPase activator activity. Lineage: Eukaryota; Metazoa; Arthropoda; Insecta; Hymenoptera; Vespidae. Gene Ontology annotation, cellular component: cytoplasm. The record is from RefSeq and is a predicted model, not a curated record.
GCGCAACUCUUCUCCUCGCACAAAGUACACUACACGAAGCGCUUCUGAACAGUGUAGAACGGGCUUGCGACGACGAGAGCUCUACUCUAGUAAGCAACUAGGAAUUUAAUCCAAAAUAUACGUACGCAAACAACAGGUAUGAAGUACUCACCGCAGCAGCAGCAGCAAAAGGAAAGAAAGUCGGAGAGUGAGGUUGGCUCGGUUGAAUUGACAUCGAGUCAGGAACCUAAUCAACAACGUGGCUCAAUGGCAUCGAUGGAGAAUCCGAAAAACAACGGAUCUUCUUCAUCGAGUUCGCUCGCUAGAAGGACGAUUUGUCGCUCUCCGUCGAGCGGCAUGUUCGCCUGGAUGCGUGUCUUUCGGUUGGCCUCGAUGUUACAUCAGGUUGGUUGCUAGAACCAAGUCGGCUUACGCGACGUCGCAGCAGCAGCAGCAGCAGCAGCAGCCGUAGCAACUGCAGCAACUGCAAUACAACUGCAGCAACAAUCGUCAGCCGAUAUACAAUUUGCCACGAUCUGAAGAUUUGUUCGGAUCGUAUUUAGAGAUAUUUUUAAAAAGCAGAGUUUUAACGAAGAUGUAACGAGAGCGACAGAUAGAUAGAAAAAGAAAGAAAGAAAGAGAGUGUGUGUGUGAGAGAGAGAGAGAGAGAGAGAGA